AUGCCACCACCCGGAGUCUACUGGGGCUUGCUGCCACCGUCGCCGCCACCUGUCGUUUCCUCCCUGUCCUCGCCACUGCCGCUGCCUGGUCGCGCCUUCCGGUCCUCGCUGUCGCUGCCUCUGCCCGGAGAUUCCCGGUGCUCUCCGCAGCCGUCGCUGCCGCCUGGUCGCCGCUUCCCGGUUCUUGCUGCCGCCACCAUCGCCGCCUGGUCGCUGCCUCCCGGUCUUCGCCGCUGCAGAGUCCGUCUGGAAACUCCGGUUAUCGCCACCACCACCGCCGCCUGGUCGCCGCCUCCCGGUCCUCGCCGCCGCUGCCGCCACCCAGAGCCAACAGGUGCUAUCCACCGCCGUCGCCGCCGCCAGGUCGCUGUCUCUGAGUGGUCGCGACCGCCGCCGCCGCCGCCGCCACCGCCGCCGCUGGUCGCCGCCUCCCAGUCCACGCUUCCACUGCCACUGCCCGGAGCCUCCCGCUGCUCACCACCGCCAACACCGCCGCCUGGUCGCCGAAUCCUAGUCCGCGCCGCCACCGCCGCCGCCGCCUGGUUACCGCCUACCGGUCCUCACGGCCGCCGCCGCUGCGUGGUCGCCGCCUUCCGGUACUCGCCGCUGCCGCUGCUGCCGCCUGGUCGCGACCUCCCAGUCAUUGACGCCGCCGCCGCCGCCCGGUCGCCGCCUCCUUGUGCUCGCCGCCGCCGCCGCCCGCCUGGUCGCGGAUCCCUGUGGUGGCCACUGGGCCUGGUCGCCAUCCCCUGGUCUUCGCCGCCGCUGCCGCCGCCAUCCGGAGCCUUUCGGUGCUUGCCAGCCGCCGCAACCGCCUGGUCGCCGCCUCCCGGUCGACGCUUCCACUGCCGCCGCCCGGACCCUACCGGUGGUCACCGCCGCCGCCGCCACUUGGCUGCCGCCUCUCGGUCCUCGCCGCCGCCGUCGCUGAAGCCUGGUCACCGCCUCACGAUAUUCGCCACAGCUGCCGCCACCCGCAGCCUACCGGUGCUCACCACUGCCAUCGCUGCCGCCUGGACGCCACCUCCCAGUCCUCGACGCCGCCGCCGCCGCCCGGUCGCCGCCUCCUUGUGCUCGCCGCCUUCGCCGACGCUGCCUGGUCACAGAUCCCAGAGGUGGCCGCCACGGCCUGGUCACCCCCUCCCUGGCCUUUCCGCCGCUGCCACCCUCGGAGCCUCGCGGUCCUCGGCGCCGCUGCCACCGCCUGGUCGACGCCUCCUGGUUCCCACCGCCGACGCGGCUGCCGCUAAAGCCUGGACAUCGCCUCCUGGUGCUCGCCGCUGUCGCCGCCACCCGGUGCCCUUCGCCGCCGCCGCCGCAGCCUGGUCGCCGCCUCUAAGUCCUCGCCGCCGCCGCCGCCGCCGUCUGGUUGCCGCCUCCGGCCUUCGCCGCGGCCGUCGCCACCUUCUGGUCACUUCCUCCCGAUCUUGCCGCCGCUGCCACUGCCCGGAGCCCCCCGGUGCUCACCGCCUCCAACGCCGCCGCCUGGUCGCCGACUCACCGUCCUCGCCGGCACCGCUGCUGCCGCCUGGUUGCCGCCACCAGGUCCUCGCGGCCGCCGUCGCCACCACGUGGAAACCGCUUUCCGGUACUCGCCGCCUCUGCAGCCGCUGCCUGGUCGCCGCCUCCUGGUCUUUGCUGCCGCUGCUGCCACCCGGAGCCUACCAGUGCUCGCCGCCGCCACCGCCGCCUCGUCGCCGCUUCCCGGUCCUCGCUGCCGCUCCCGCCGCCUGGAGCCUACCCGUGCUAAACGCCGCCAUCGCCGACGCCUGGCCGCCGACUCCCAGUCCUCGCUGCCGCCAUCGCCUGGUCGCCGCCUACUCGUGUUUGCCUCUGCAGCUGCCUCCCAGAGCCUCCCGGUGCUCGCCGCCGCUGCCGCCGCCUGGUCGCCGCCUCCCACCCCUCGCCGCUGCCGCCGCCGCAGCCGGGUCGCCGCCUCCUGGUGCUCGCCACCGCCGCCGCCACCUGUUCACCGCCUCACGGUCUCCGCCACCGCUGCCGCAGCCAGGAGCCUCCCGGUGCUCGCUGCCACUGCCACUGCCGCUGCCGCCGCCUGUCGUCGCCUCCCGGUCCUCGCUGCCGCUGGCGCCGCCCGGACCGUACCGGUGGACACCGCCGCAGUCGCCGCAAUCUGUGCUCGCCGGCACUGUCGUCGCCGCCUGGUCGCCGCCACCCAGUCCUCGCCGCCGCAAACGCCGCCGCCUGGUCGCCGCCUCCCGGGCUUCGCCGCUGCUGCUGCCAUCCAGAUCUUGCUGGUGCUCGCCGCCCACUGGUCAUCGCCUCCCAGUCUUCGCCGCCGCCGCCACCUUGUCGCCACCUCAUGGUUCUCGCCGCCGCCACCCGAUCGCCGCCUCGCAGUGCUCAUCGCUGCCACCGCUGCCACGGCCUGGUCGCCACCUCCCUGGCCUCGACGCCGCUACUGCCACGCUGAGCCUCCCUGUGCUCGCUGCCGCCUCCUGGUCGCCGCCACCCGGUCCUCGCCACUGCCACCACCACCGCCGCCGCCUCCACUGCCGAGACGGCUUUGUCGGAGCUGGGCGCUGGGCGCGGCUCCCAUUUCCUUGCGGGGGUGGUAUCGAGCGGCGGCGUGAUCCUUGUUACCGCGGCCGCUGA
This is a messenger RNA of Schistocerca cancellata (South American locust), 2613 nucleotides long. RefSeq names its product basic proline-rich protein-like. The transcript has 3 exons. The record is from RefSeq and is a predicted model, not a curated record. Bases 1 to 2613 code for a protein of 870 amino acids. Lineage: Eukaryota; Metazoa; Arthropoda; Insecta; Orthoptera; Acrididae.